CCCCCCCCCCCCCCCCCAUAUUUUCAGGGUGUAAGACUUAAGAUUUUAAGACCUUCAAUGUAAAUAUAAAUUUAACCAUGUAGCCUAAUUUAACGGAAACUUAACUUAAAACACUUGAUUUUCAAACCAACUUUGAGAUGAUAGUACCUUUCAAUCUGGUUUGUAAGAGUUUUCUGAUUUAAAAAGAAAUGGCUGAAGGCCAUCGGGGGGACAAAUAGUGCAUUUUUACUCUUUAUAGCCCAUUGGCCUCCACAUUUUUUCUUUUGAGUUCAUUGAUUUAUGCUGUGCUUUUUAGCAAAUAAAUGUUCAUCCAAUGUCUGUUGUGGGAAGCUUAUCCCUGGUUCUAGGAAAGCUGAUCAAAAUAUUGCUCAUGUUAAUAUUAUACACACUGCUCCGGCUCAGUCUGGAUGCUCGGGUCCCAAACACCUUAAGAAUCCUCUGUACACAAGCUCGCAUACACAUCCUUCAGUCUGUCUUCGACACAAACGCCAACCGGGGGUCCCAUUCCCCUUCCCUGCCUGCCAGCACUGCUUGUUCUUUGGUUGCAGCUAGAGUGAGACCUGUGCCAGCCAGGAAGCUUGAAAUGACCAACAUUUUCAACCCCCUCUUGCAGAAACUGCUGUUCAUCCAAGGCAAGAGUGUGGCCAUGCACUACAGCAUCCCCCGGCACAAGUUUGAAGACUGGCUCUGCAACACUGUAAGUUUCUGCUGUGGCUUGUCUACAUGUCCAACUCUGCUGCCCACACUAUAUUUACCUUCCACUCCUAUCUGAAAUGCUUUAGUGACAACGUUAGGCCCUCAAUUGUUAGUUACCUUACAGUCCAGAAUGAGCUCCUGCCAAAUGAGUUUGAGCACGUCGUUAGGUGUAGGGAUCCCUGAUUUCAUUAGUUGCCAGGGUGAGCGUUUGGCUCAGGUAAGUACCGUAUGCUGCACCGCUGUUAGUUUGCUAUUCAUCUGAGGCAGCAGUGUCCUGGACAAAAGUAGCUGUAUUAUCAAUAAAAAUUAUGUGACCGGUUGCUUGCAGUGCGGCCUGUACAAUUUCCGGAGGAGGCUGAAGUGCUUCAGGUGUGGAGCAGCUAAAGCUGGUAAGUAGUUCCUGAACCAGGAAGCCACUGCCUGCACCCAUCUGGAUGGCCUGAGACAAUGUUCAGGCAAGGGGGGCUGCGCACAGGAGCAGUACAGAAUACUGAUAUAUCUAUACGUUAGAAAUGCCAACCCUACUAUCACGUCUGUCAUCAUGGCCCCAUAAACACUGACCAAUCAUAUUCCUUAGUAUUGUGAGCAAAUUAGAUUUAGCUGAAAACGCACGUGAGAAUUGACGUGCGGAAUAGCGAGGAUGUCAAAUCCCUGUGGAGCAGAAACAUUUUUCAUGUCCUGGACUCUGUCGUGGGUACUGAGGGUGAGGCGACGCUAAUGCCCUGCUCUCAUUCUGUCUGCCUCUCUCAACAGAGUGUGAGACCACCAACACCACUGGAGUCACAGAGAUCCAGCAGUGUGGAGACUACUACGGCGACAGUGAGUACUUCUCUCCACAGACACACACCUAUGAUGUCCUAUCAGAUGUUAUUGGGAGGGGGUUUGUGGAGAGCCAGUGAGAAUUUAUACUGUGUGUGUGCGCUUGUCCUCUCCAGCAAUCAUCCUGAGGAACAUAGCCCCUCUGACCACGGUGGAGGGCAUCCUGACAGCCCUGGCCCCCUACGCCAACCUGUCACCCAGCAACAUCCGUCUCAUCAAGGACAAACAGACGGGCCAGAACAGAGGCUUCACCUUUGUACAGCUCUCCUCCCCUCUGGUACGCCAGCCUUUAAGCAGAUGUCUCCACAUAUACAUAUGAUAUGGUCUUUGAUUUGAGUUUCUCUACAGAACAUCCUCUAACUUCAUUGAUGUCCCUUUUGAUUGUGAAUGGCCAUAUUGCUUGACUGGUGCUUCUCCUCUUUGGCUUGUUUUAGUGGAAUCUGUAUACAUUUUUCUAAGUGCUUUGUUUUUUUUCUGCAUCACAGGAGGCGUCUCAGCUCCUAACCAUCCUACAAGGACUACAGCCUCCUCUCAAGCUGGAUGGGAAGACCAUUGGUGUGGACUAUGCCAAGAGUGCCAGGAAGUGAGUGUCCUGUCACAGAGAUGUCAGUGGUUUUCAGUGAAUGAUGUCCUCAGAGGACAUUGAGAUGGCAGCGUCUCCCUAAUCUCUACUCUCCUCUCGUCAGGGAUCUCUUGCUCCCAGACGGUAACCGGAUCAGUGCCUUCUCUGUGGCCAGCACAGCCAUCGCUGCCGCCCAGUGGUCCUCCAGCCAGGUAACACACACACACCUCUCACAUUCAGCUGUGAGGUUUUGUUUUGCCACACACACACACUAAGAAGCAGUGUAUUCCUUCCUAGCCUCAGCAGGUUGCUGAAGGACAUCUGUCAGAGUACAGCUACCUAGAGGAGGGCUACGCUCCCUACACACAGGUAUGAUGAUCAGAGGGAUGGUUAUCCCCGUCUGGAAAUCCCUGGGAUGUAUUGCAGAUGCUCCAGUGUAUGAUGUGUGACUGACUGUUCCUUUCUGUGUUGCUAGGACUACCAAGCCUACUACCAGCAGGCAGCAGGAGACCCUUCCCAGGGGAACGGAAUACUGGGAGGUAUGAGGCAACAUACAGUCUGCAAUUCAUUCCGUGUCGAUGCCUUUAAUAACGUUCUGAUUUGAGGAGGAUCAGCUGCUGUCUGUUUCCAAAAGAGGUGUUGCUAAUAGCAUGUAAUGAAGCCUGGGUGUCUUCUAUUCACAGCGGCUCCAGGUGUCCCAGCGGCUACAGGAGUGGUGAUCUCACAGGGUGCACGGGUCUACCAACCCAACCUAAUCAGUCACACUGCCACACAAGUAAGUCCUAUGUAUUUCACAUAUGAGCCUGUCACUACACACACAGCCUUAUUUACUGCACUACUCACAGUAUGCUCGCUGUAAAGAUUCCCACAAUUACCAAUUGUGUCUUUGCAGGUGCUGCAAUUGGCCCAGCAAACGGAAGCCAAACAGACCGGAAUUCACUCGGCAGCUGCAACCAUGACAGCGCCGGUUUCCACAGCAACAGCCCCAGCGACACUUUCUGGACUGGCCACUGACACAGGUAAGAGCCUCACUCACCUGUCUGACUGACUGACAUUGCAGGUUCCAGUGCAGAAUGGAAAACAAUAGAAACUUAGUGGAAUGCUUUCACAUUUAAAAUGUUCUACUCUGUUCAAGCCAAGUGUUUGACUCUUUUAAUAUUCCAUACUCUGUCUUCAUCCACAGCUGUACCUGACACCUCCACCUACCAGUAUGACGAAUCCUCUGGCUUCUACUUCGACCCUCAGACCGGCCUCUACUACGACCCAAAUACCCAUGUUAGUACCCACACACCAGUCAGUGUCUUCUGUUGCUGUUCUGAAUUGUUCCACAAUGCUGUCGGAGUUGUGAAGACGUGGUCUGUGGAUGUAUGUGUUUUGACAGUUGUAGUUUCUCCUCUCCUCCAGUACUACUACAACUCCCAGACACAGCAGUACCUCUACUGGGACAGUGAGAAGCAGACGUACAUCCCUGCCUCAGCCGCCGACCAAACUGAGCAGACUGCGAACGCAGCAGCAGCUAGCAACGAGGCUAAGGAAUCCAAGGAGAGGAAACAAGACAAGCCCAAGAGCAAGACAGCUCAGCAGGUAGGCAGAGGAGACAGAGAUCACCUCGGAUAUCAAGACAGUAUAACUUUAGAUUUGCGAUAAUUGUGUGUAGUUUGUUCAAGUUUCAACUGUUUGUCCCAGAGAGGGCAAUUGGUUUUGCAGCAGAGGAGCACACGUGACUUAACACACAUCAAAUCCACAUGGAUUACAGUGAUACACAGUGAUCCAGCUGAAUACCGUGGUUGGUGUGUCUGACUGCGUUGUUCUGGUUGGCCUUUCAGAUUGCUAAGGACAUGGAGCGAUGGGCGAAGAGUCUGAACAAGCAGAAGGAGAACUUUAAGACCAGCUUCCAGCCCGUCAGCCAGGAGGAGAGGAAGGAGGCAGCGGCCGCCGACGCAGGCUUCACACUAUUCGAGAAGAAGGUAGCCAUUUUAAGUCUAUCCAUGAUAGCUUGAAUCCUUUAGAAAACCCAUCCAGGAAAACUUAAGAUUGACUUGACGGCAGAUUGACGAUGUGGACUGAAUAGUGUUAUGGUGUGACUUUGCAGCAGGCUGGAAGCUUGGAAAUGCUGAUGUCAGAAGCUGUUCAGUGCCCUGAGGAGAAGGCCCCAACCAACUCAGCGAAGGUAAGAUACUGAUAGUAGACUCAAAUGUAUGAGCUGUAAUUUUAGAGGACAUCUUCCAGUCUGGGAAGGUAGCUACUUACCAUCUGGUUGUGUCCUUCUCCAGGUUGGUCUGGUGGCAGCCUACAGUGGAGACAGUGACCCAGAGGAGGGGGGUGCAGCAGAGCCGGAGCGUAGUGGUGGUGAGCAGGACCAGCUGACAGACUGGAAGAAGAUGGCCUGCCUGCUGUGUAGGAGACAGUUCCCCAAUAAGGACGGCCUGGUGCGCCACCAGCAGCUCUCAGACCUCCACAAGGUACUUAUCACAGACUCCAAGGAAGAACUCCACGAUAGUCCACUCACUCAACUGUUAUGAAAAUCUAAUAUGGGAAAGGAAGAGCUUGAUACAGUAUGUGUGAAUAAAGUGGAAAGGUCUUUAACUUAUUUUUCUUCUUAUCCCAGCAAAACCUGGAGGUCCACCGCAGAUCUAAGCUGAGUGAGGCUGAGCUGGAGGAGCAGGAGAGGAGAGAGACAGAGGUAACGGCUCAGACAUAGAGACUACGCUGGUCUAACUGUUUUAGUUGGGGUUCAGUUAAUAGAAACCCUGUUAUUAGGUUUGUUUCUACAUUCUCUCUCUCUCUCUCUCUCUCUCUCUCUCUCGCGCUCUCUCGCUCUCUCGCUCUAUGAACAGAUGAAGUACAGGGACCGGGCUGCAGAGAGGAGAGAGAAAUACGGCAUCCCUGAACCCCCAGCACCCAAGAAGAAGAAUUUCACCGCACAGCCGGCACCAGUCAUGUAAGUGCUAGUGUUAAGCCGUGCUCAUACUUGUUAAGCCUUGUUCACAUUGGCAGUUUAAAGUGACUCAAAUCCAUUGUUAUUUUGCAUAUCUUAUUCGAAUCUGUUCUUUUUCCUGCAGUCUGAACAGCCAAAAAGUACAUAUUCCAAGCCAUAUUUCAAACCACCUUCAUAGGUGGUUUGAAAUCAGAUACAAAUCUGAUUCCUGGCCAUGUGACUUGUCUGAACGGUCAGAUCUGAUUUAUUUGCCCUCAAGUGGUUUCUAAACAGUUAUUUUGAAUGUUUUUGCUUGCUACCUACUCUGACAGUUUGACAAGAACCAUGUGAAUGUGCUAAACAGCUAGCUAGUUGACUGCUGUGGCUAGCCAAAAAGGACUCGUUUUGAAGGUUGGUUCAUCUUAUCCUUUGAGGCGUGAAGUGUUCUUCCACUAUGAUUUUGAACAAUCAAAGGAACUGGGAAACUUCCAUGGCAGGUAUUGUCACCUUAGCGUGCUACUUAACUUCUGAGUGAUAGGAAGCAUGAGCACUGCAACCAAUCAGCCUAUACCAUUGCACACACACCCGUCGUUACUAUGACAACUAGCGUAGCCAUGUCAGCAAAUGACUGCUGUCUGAACACACACAUCUGAUUUGGUCACUUGUAACUUGCUGUUUGGACAGUCAAUAUUCCAAAACGGAUUUGAAAAACAAAACUGUUUUGAGUAUUAAGGCCUGCAGUGUGAACAAGGCAUACUUUGACUCAAUAACCUACAGUGAUGUUCUGUGAAAUUUGAUUUGGGUAAUAAGGAUUGUCGUGUCAUUUCCCCCUGCUCCUCUGCAGUAACUAUGAACAACCCACCAAGGACGGGCUGAACAGUGACAACAUAGGGAACAAGAUGCUGCAGGCCAUGGGAUGGCAGGAGGGCAGAGGUCUGGGCCGCAACCAGCAGGGCAUCACUGCACCUAUUGAGGUGAAUCUCGUCCAGUUAUACCUGUAAUAGUGCUGCUUUAACCCAAAAGCUAAACAUAAUGAAACUGUUAAGAUAUCUUUCAUAUACAACAAGUCUGUAAAAAUGCAGAGACGUGGUAGUGGUAACACUCCCCGGCACGUCACAUAUACAACUUCCCACCGGAGACCAGGGUUCAAUCCCUGGGCACACCCUUACCACUGUUUCUUCCACUUACCUUUCUCUCCACCUCGUUUCCUUACUGUGUGUGAGUGAGAGAGAGAGGUGUGUGUGAACAGUAACCUGGGGAAGGUGUUCUGUAGUAUUAUAAAUGUAAGAGUUCUAAACUUACUUAAUAAUCAAAAUGUCUUGAGUAAAUGCCAAAUUGGAUUUAUACCAAAACAUCGCACGACCGAUCAUAUUUACACCCUGAUAGAUAAACAUGUCCACCAAAAUAAUACCAACAUGUACGCUUGCUUUAUCGACUUCCAAAAAGCAUUUGAUUCUAUUUGGCAUACAGGACUGUUCUACAAAAUUAUUGAAAGUGGUGUAGGGGGUAAAACAUAUGACAUAAUUAAUUCAAUGUAUGCUGGCAAUACCUGCAGCAUCAAAAUUGGCAAGAAAAUAACACAUUUCUUUAACCAGAGGCGGGGCCUUCGCCAGGGUUGCAAUCUGAGCCCUGUACUCUUCAAUAUUUACAUAAACGAAUUGGCCACUAUUCUAGAACAAUCCUCAGCCCCUGAUGUUAGUCUCCACAAUUCAGUGGUUAAAUGCCUGCUUUUCGCAGAUGACCUGUGCCUGCUGUCACCCACAGCACAUGGCCUACAGCAGAGCCUGGACCUGCUAGAGCAGUACUGCCAGACCUGGGCCCUGGCAGUAAACCCCAAAAAGACUAAAAUAAUGAUUUUCCAGAGAAGAUCCAGAUCUCAGGGAAUUAGACCAAAGUUCUCAAUUGGUACAAAAUACACUGCUCAAAAAAAUAAAGGGAAUACUUAAACAACACAAUAUAACUCCAAGUCAAUCACACUUCUGUGAAAUCAAACUGUCCACUUAGGAAGCAACACUGAUUGACAAUAAAUUUCACAUGCUGUUGUGCAAAUGGAAUAGACAACAGGUGGAAAUUAUAGGCAAUUAGCAAGACACCCCCAAUAAUGAAGUGGUUCUGCAGGUGGUGACCACAGACCACUUCUCAGUUCCUAUGCUUCCUGGCUGAUGUUUUGGUCACUUUUGAAUGCUGGCGGUGCUUUCACUCUAGUGGUAGCAUGAGAUGGAGUCUACAACCCACACAAGUGGCUCAGGUAGUGCAGCUCAUCCAGGAUGGCACAUCAAUGCGAGCUGUGGCAAGAAGGUUUGCUGUGUCUGUCAGCGUAGUGUCCAGAGCAUGGAGGCGCUACCAGGAGACAGGCCGGUACAUCAGGAGACGUGGAGGAGGCCGUAGGAGGGCAACAACCCAGCAGCAGGACUGCUACCUCCACCUUUGUGCAAGGAGGAGCAGGAGGAGCACUGCCAGAGCCCUGCAAAAUUACCUCCAGCAGGCCACAAAUGUGCAUGUGUCUGCUCAAACGGUCAGAAACAGACUCCAUGAGGGUGGUAUGAGGGCCCGACGUCCACAGGUGGGGGUUGUGCUUACAGCCCAACACCGUGCAGGACGUUUGGCAUUUGCCAGAGAAAACCAAGAUUGGCAAAUUCGCCACUGGCGCCCUGUGCUCUUCACAGAUGAAAGCAGGUUCACGCUGAGCACAUGUGACAGACGUGACAGUCUGGAGACGCCGUGGAGAACGUUCUGCUGCCUGCACCAUCCUCCAGCAUGACCGGUUUGGCGGUGGGUCAGUCAUGGUGUGGGGUGGCAUUUCUUUGGGGGGCCGCACAGCCCUCCAUGUGCUCGCCAGAGGUAGCCUGACUGCCAUUAGGUACCGAGAUGAGAUCCUCAGACCCCUUGUGAUACCAUAUUCUGGUGCGGUUGGCCCUGGGUUCCUCCUAAUGCAAGACAAUGCUAGACCUCAUGUGGCUGGAGUGUGUCAGCAGUUCCUGCAAGAGGAAGGCAUUGAUGCUAUGGACUGGCCCGCCCGUUCCCCAGACCUGAAUCCAAUUGAGCACAUCUGGGACAUCAUGUCUCGCUCCAUCCACCAACGCCACGUUGCACCACAGACUGUCCAGGAGUUGGCUGAUGCUUUAGUCCAGGUCUGGGAGGAGAUCCCUCAGGAGACCAUCCGCCACCUCAUCAGGACAAUGCCCAGGCGUUGUAGGGAGGUCAUACAGGCACGUGGAGGCCACACACACUACUGAGCCUCAUUUUGACUUGUUUUAAGGACAUUACAUCAAAGUUGGAUCAGCCUGUAGUGUGGUUUUCCACUUUAAUUUUGAGGGUGACUCCAAAUCCAGACCUCCAUGGGUUGAUACAUUUGAUUUCCAUUGAUAAUUUUUGUGUGAUUUUGUUGUCAGCACAUUCAACUAUGUAAAGAAAAAAGUAUUUAAUAAGAUUAUUUCAUUCAUUCAGAUCUAGGAUGUGUUGUUUAAGUGUUCCCUUUUUUUUUUUUGAGCAGUGUAUAUAGAGUACUGCAUACACUACAAUUACUUAGGUUUAAAAAUAAGCGGAACUGGACACCUUAAUGAUGCAGUGAAUGAACUGAGAGAGAAAGCACACAGGGCAUUCUACGCCAUUAAAAACAAAAACAAAUUCUAAUUGAAAUACCUAUCAAAAUGUGCCUAAAACUAAUUGAAUGUGUCAUUGAACCAAUUGCACUUUAUGGCGUCGAGGUGUGGGGUCCACUUGCAAAACAAGAUUUCACCCAAUGGGACAAACACCCCAUUGAAACCCUGCAUGCAGAGUUCUGUAAGAUUCUCUUACAUGUCCAGAGGAAAACUACAAACAAUGCAUGCAGGGCAGAAUUAGGCCAAUAUCCACAAACAGUAAAAACUCAAAAAAUAGCAAUUUAAGUUUUGGAAACAUCUAAAAUACAGUGACCCCCUCUCAUAUCAUUACCAAGCCCUGCAAUGCCAAGAGCUGAGCAAAGAAAAUAGUCCCCUCAUCCAGCUGGUCAUGGGGCUGAGUUCACAAACCUGCUCUACUAACACACUGAAGGACCAGAACAUCCAAUCAGAAUAAACCAAAUUACAACACAGUCAAAACAAAACUACAUUGCUUAUUGGGAAACACAAGCACAAAGCAAAAUGCAGUGCUAUCUCGCCCUAAAUCGACAGUACACCGUGGCAAACUAUUUGACCAUGGUUACUGAUCAAAACCUUAGAAAAACUUUGACAAAGUACAGGCUCAGUGAGCACAGCCUUGCCAUUGAGAAGGGUAGAAAACCUGGCUCCCUGUAGAGGAAAGGCUGUGCAACCACUGCACCACAGCAGAACCCGAGACAGAGCUGCAUUUCCUGACAAAAUGUCAAAAAUAUAAAACAAUUAGUGUCAUUUCCCCAAAUAUGAAACCCUUAUUCAAGGUUUCAAAGACCUCUCUGAUGAGGAUAGGCUACCCGUCCUGUUGGGGGAGGAUGCAGAGAGCUGUGGGUUGGCAGCACACUACAUUGCUGCCUGCCAUAAGAUGAGGGACCGUGUCUGACAGACCAACCAACCUGCACAUGUCCUCUAUGCUUAUUGUUAUUGUUCAAUGUAUGGUUAUUUUGACCCUUGGUUACUGUUGUCCCGUUGACAAUAUUGAGUAUUAUUAAUUAUGUUCAUAUUGUAAAUCUCCAAAGUAAGCUUUGGCAAGAUGUACAUUGUUACGUCACGCCAAUAAAGCAAAUUGAGUCAGAGAGAAUAUAUAUUCCAGUAUCGUAUUGCUUUACUGAUCUCAGGCCUGCUGUCAUCUCCCUACAGGCUCAGCUGAGGGCGAAGGGAGCUGGUCUGGGAACCAAAGGCAGCAGCUACGGCCUGUCUGCCUCCGACACCUACAAAGACGCUGUCCGCAAAGCCAUGUUUGCCCGCUUCACUGAAAUGGAGUGAUUUGCCCUAUCCACCUGCCUCUCAAGAACAGCCCUAUCCUUCUGGUCCUAGGUUCCCUUCCUUUAUGUGUGGGGCCAUCACCAUCAUCCAUGGGCAUCCUAACAUCCUUCCCUACAGUCAUCCAAUCGAAGACACCUUGAGAUGAGCUGAAGGGAUUGUAAUGGCGGCAUGGAGAAGAUGAUACACUCAAUAAGGGGAUUGGAGGGAGUUUACUGUACUCAUUAGUCUACCAGGGAAUAGAGGUCUAGAGAAAGGACUGGUCUUUAUUAGAGAAAGUGUAAAACGAUGAAUUAUGUAACUUAUGAUUUGUAUAUGUGUAUGUGUAUAUAUGUAUGUGUAUAUAUGUGUAUAUAUAUAUGCACAGUACAUUAUUUCCUUCUGUAAGAAUGAAGAUAGACAUGCUUUUCUCCCUCUUUUGCUGUGGCGAUAGUAUUUUGGCGGCAUGUUUAAAUUAUUGUACAGUCUGUAUGAUAUGCAUUCUCAUUUUGUACAGAAAAUAUUAAAUGAGAUUUAUCACUCAA
Coregonus sp. 'balchen' is the source of this 10413-nucleotide messenger RNA. Lineage: Eukaryota; Metazoa; Chordata; Actinopteri; Salmoniformes; Salmonidae. The record is from the annotation of a GenBank genome assembly.